UUAAACGGGCUUUUACAAAAAUCUAAAUAAAAAAACACUGAUUAUUAGUUAUUACUCUACUGAAUUCUUUAUCUUUCUUCAUAUUUUUCUUAAUUGAAAAAAAGAGGAAAAGAAAAAAAAAAAGAUCAAUUUCAAUAUAUACAAACUGGCGUCACUUUUUCAUCUUCUGUGUUUCAGCCAAACCCGAAGUGGUUUUUUAAACGCACUUCGAAAAAAAGUUGAAAUCCCGAAUCUUCACAAAUUCGGAAAAUCGCUUAAUUUCGAAGUGUCUUCACUUCUUAUUACCGAUAUGUGUCACCGGAAAGUCCUCGCUUCCCUCGCUGUAUCAUCGGUUCCUCUUUCUCCACGACAAAGUCGUGCUGUUAUUACGAGAUCAGUAUGGAGUUCCAAUCUUGAUCAAGAAUUCAGAUUGCUUCGAUCCGUGAUUGAUCUUUAUCCUCUCAUUUCUAUGGACACUGAAUUUCCCGGUGUUGUUAUCGGUUCUGAUCCCGGCGAUCCAUUUCGGGACGGUGCUGACACUCUCUACUCUGUUCUGAAAGCCAAUGUGGACCGGUUGCAUCUGAUACAGAUUGGGCUUACUCUAUCUGAUCAUACAGGUGAUCUUCCAAAUUUAGGCACUGAUCAAUUAUUUAUUUGGGAGUUUAAUUUCAAAGACUUUGACGUUGUUCGAGAUGAUUUUGCAUUGGACUCUAUUGAGUUGUUGAGGCAUCAAGGGAUUAAUUUUGAGAAGAAUAGAAAGUUUGGAAUUGACUCGUUUAGGUUCGCUGAGUUGAUGAUGUCUUCGGGUCUUGUAUGCGAUCCGAAUGUUAAUUGGGUGACAUUUCAUAGUGCAUAUGAUUUCGGAUAUCUUGUAAAGUUGCUGACACAUCGGGACUUGCCUGAGGAUUUAGACGAGUUCCUCCGUGUUGUGAUGGUGUUUUUUGGAGAUAAGGUGUUUGAUGUUAAGCAUUUGUUGAAAUUCUGCUCCAACUUGCAUGGUGGGUUGGAGGGGAUUUGCCGGUCAAUGAAGGUGGAUCGGCUUAUAGGGAAAAGUCAUCAGGCGGGCUCUGAUAGUUUGCUUACGUUACACGCUUUUCAGAAUAUCAUAGAGCUUUACUUUGAAAAGGCGGAGGGGUUUGUCAAAUACGGCGGUGUAUUGUAUGGAUUAGAAGUUCGUUACAACAACAACAAAGCCUUAUCCCAAACGGUGUAUUGUAUGAAUUAGAAGUUUGCUGCAACAACAAAGGCUUCGCUACAACAACAACAAAGCCUUAUUCCAUGAAGUUUGUUAAUAAUUUGAAUUUUACAUUGUCAUGAAACCAAGAUAAAUGUCAGUUUUCUAUUGUUUUUUUCCUUUUCUACCCUCAAUAGUGUCAAAACAUGGCUUAUCAUUAUCAUUAGGUAAAUUUAAUUCUGUGUUCAAAUACAUUUGCAUCUCAUCUUCAUAACUGUAGUGUAGUAUAAUAGGAUGGAGUCAAUGCAUUAUUUCUUUAGGGUAUGUUUAGAUUGAUGGUAUGUGAUGGAAUAAAGUGGUAAAUAGUGUGAUUUCAUUGUUUGGAUUUGUAAAUAAUAGAUGGAAUUGAGU
Molecule: messenger RNA, 1564 nt
Organism: Lathyrus oleraceus (garden pea)
Lineage: Eukaryota; Viridiplantae; Streptophyta; Magnoliopsida; Fabales; Fabaceae
Product: probable CCR4-associated factor 1 homolog 9
Exons: 1
Coding region: 290-1204 (304 amino acids)
Cellular component (GO): CCR4-NOT complex
Molecular function (GO): nucleic acid binding; poly(A)-specific ribonuclease activity
Source: RefSeq, a predicted model, not a curated record